Molecule: messenger RNA, 1718 nt
Organism: Ipomoea triloba (trilobed morning glory)
Lineage: Eukaryota; Viridiplantae; Streptophyta; Magnoliopsida; Solanales; Convolvulaceae
Product: vetispiradiene synthase 3-like
Exons: 6
Coding region: 74-1714 (546 amino acids)
Biological process (GO): diterpenoid biosynthetic process
Molecular function (GO): terpene synthase activity; magnesium ion binding
Source: RefSeq, a predicted model, not a curated record
AUUACACGAACAACAAACUUCCAAAUUUGCACUACUCCAUCAAGAAACAAAACACGUUCGAUAAAUCCUAGAAAUGGCAACAAGCAACAAGGUUGUCCGUCCGGUCACAAACUUCUUCCCAAGCCUGUGGGGAGAUGAAUUCCAGCACUUCGUCUUCGAUAAUGAGGUUGCUGAAAGAUACGCACAGGAGAUUGAGGUGCUGAAGAGACAAGUAAGGAGCAUGUUGAAAAGUAUUCGGAUGUCCGAGCUAGCCGAAAAACUCAACUUUAUUGACACCAUCGAACGCCUUGGCAUUUCGUAUCACUUUGAUGAAGAGAUUGAUGCGAUGUUGAAGGAGAUUUAUAAUGACAAUUCUAAGUUUAAGGUGGGAGAAGAUUUGUGCACUUGUGCACUUAUGUUUCGAUUGCUAAGGCAACACGGCCACAACAUCUCGUCAGGAAUUUUUGAUAAUUUUCAAGAGAAUGGAAAAUUCAAAGACACGCUUUCCAAUAAUGUUGAAGGAUUGUUGAACUUAUACGAAGCUUCACAUGUAAUAGGGCAUAAUGACAACAAUUUAAAAGAUGCUUAUACCUUUUCGCGUAAUCAUUUGGAGGUUGUUGUUCUACAGCUAAAAUCUACUUUGAAAAAGCAAGUGAGGCAUGCACUUGAGCAACCCUUACACAAGGGUAUUCCUAGAGUAGAAAUUAGCUACUUCGUCAGAGUGUAUCAAGAAGAUGAAUCCAAGAAUGAUGUUCUACUUCAUUUUGCAAAGAUGGAUUUUAAUUUGUUACAGAUGUAUCACAAGCAAGAACUCUGCGAAAUGAAGAGGUGGUGGAAGGAGUUGGACUUUGUUACUACACUUCCGUAUAUAAGAGAUAGGGUUGUCGAGUGUUAUUUUUGGUCGGUGGGGGUAUAUUUUGAGGUAAAGUAUUCAAAGGCUCGGCUCAUGCUUGCCAAAUCCAUAAUAAUGGCUUCUGUUAUUGAUGACACAUAUGAUACUUUUGCCCUACCUGAUGAAUUGGAGAUUUUUACCAGUGCCAUACAAAAGUGGGACAUAAGUCAAUUGAACCAUCUCCCAGAUUACAUGAAGAUAAUCUAUAAAGCUCUUAUAGAUCUUUAUGUGGAUUACGAUAAAGAACUAUCAAGAGAAGGAAGAUCUUUUGCUCUUUAUUACACAAAAGAACGAAUUAAGGAACUUGUGAGGGCUUACAACAUUGAAAUAAAGUGGUCUAUUGAAGGAUGCAAGCCACCGGUUGCUGAAUAUUUAAAAAAUGGUGAACCUAGUAGCACUCUUUUCUUGCUCAUCACAUGUUCUUUCCUUGGCAUGAAAUCUGUUACAAAAGAAGCGUUUGAAUGGUCGAGUCAAAACCCUAGAAUUUUUCGGGCCAAUGCCAUCUUGGGUCGUGUGGUGAAUGAUAUAGCUUCCUAUGAGCGUGAGAAAAGCAACGGGCCAAUUACAACAGGGAUUGACUAUUACAUGAAUGAUUAUGGUGUAUCUGUGGAAGAGGCAAUGAACAAGUUUCGUGAAAUAGCUGAAAAUGCAUGGAAAGAUACCAAUGAAGAUAUUCUUCAACCAACUACACCUGCUAUCUCCACUGAAAUUCUUAUGCGCAUUCUCAACUUUGCACGCAUUGAUGAAGUGGUAUAUAUGAAACGACAAGAUGGCUAUACUUACCCUGAGAAAGUUUUGAAGCCAUAUAUCAUUGCUCUUUUUGUUGAUUGCUUUGAAAUUUAAAGUA